Megachile rotundata (alfalfa leafcutting bee) is the source of this 2904-nucleotide messenger RNA. RefSeq names its product GRIP domain-containing protein quick-to-court (gene qtc). The record is from RefSeq and is a predicted model, not a curated record. NCBI's taxonomy places the organism in Eukaryota, Metazoa, Arthropoda, Insecta, Hymenoptera, Megachilidae.
AUCGUUGUGUAGCACAACGCUGUUUGUUUCCACGAGUCGCGUUACGAUCGUGGGAGAUUGAUGUUCGCGCAGUAGACACGUUUUUCAAAGGCAUACAGUGUUCGUGGGCAAAAUGUGUUCAGUGUGUGAUAUCGUGUACCUCGUAUCCCCUAAAAAUAAAUCAAAGACGGUGUCUCGUCUAACCAUGAUCGUGUUAUAAUUUACCUAGGAGAUCUAUGACCGCUGGAUUAUUAUUCGCAGCUAUGUUCAACUUCUACACGCGAUAAGCCCGCGUGGCACAAAUUGAUACCAAAACCAAAUGUUCCUUGUACACUUUUCAACUCGUGAUAGUAAUAGUUAAUUAACGACAAUACACGUGUACAUUUUAGAUGUUAGAAACUUCGAAAAUACUUCUAGGAGAACCUGUUACGACUUCGAAUCCAUGUUCCAAAGAUAGUGUACAAAGUGAUAAGUAAAAAUCAGGAUCAGAAGGAUGGCUCGUCACGGCAGCGAAAGGUCCUUGCAUUCGCCUCAAUCGAUGCAUCCCGACUCCUCGGGUCGCGUGAGCAGCCCGAACACAACUGCUAUCACGGAAUUGACACCUUUAGAAUCAGCAACAUGUACUGACAACAGUACGAUGAAGGUCAAUGUCAACAGCGUGGUUUGCACGACAGGAAGUGUCUCGGGUACCGUACCGUCUCCCUCGAUAUCCUCGACAUCCUCUUCCUGCGAUUCCCGUAUUCCACGUCCCUCGCCUACAGGUCUGCGUCGUUCGGUCAGUAUGCGCAUGCGCGGUGAACGAAUUUCACCUAACCAACCACCACCACUACCACCCAGUACCGCGGCGACCGCGGCCCUGAACAGGCACGGUUACUCUUGUCGUCGUUCUAAUCAUUUGCAACACCAUCAUCUGGACCAUCGUACCUUUCCAGUCAUCACGGAGAAUGGAACUGAAUCACCUCGACAACGAUCUCUUAGCCUUUCAUUGACCCCGGCGAGGCCGCGACCUGGAUACGCGGCCUCUGGAGGAUCAAGCACUGGAAUUGCCGACGACAGUGAUGCGGAUAGCGUAAAAAGUUAUGGAAGUGCCUGCAGCACCGCAAGCGCCUGUGAUCAUGCCACCUUCGCCCUCAAUGGUACCACAUGGUCAGGUAGAUCACGAAAGUAUGUUGUUCAUUGUUCGAAUCACACCGGUGACAAUGAACAAUACCUCACUCCUACGCAAAGGGCAGCUAGACAAGUUAGGAAAUUUCAGGCGUUACUAAAAGAAGCUAGAAAGGAGAUCGAAGAGAAGGAUCAGGAAAUCUUUCGGCUAACUAAAGAAGUGGUGGAGUUAAGAUUGUAUAAAGCUUCACUGAACAGUCCAGAUGAGAGGACGGACAGCAGCGAUGCUCUCACCGUACGAGAAAAUAAUCCUUUCUCGCCAGAAUCACCUAGCAAGGAUUUACCGGAUGAAGGUGCACUGCAAAAGGUUGCGAGUCCAGAUACACCCGAGAAACGCGUCCAUUCCGAUUUACCUUCCUCUCUGGCGGACUCGGGUCAUUUUGAGGAUGGUUCCGUCCACUCGAAGGAUUCUGUGUUUUUACCAGAAGCGCAACCGGAAACUAGCCAGGUUACUACAACGCCCGUCAAAGUUCCAGAAGACGACACGUCCGAAACGUUCAAAUCAGCCACAGAAACGCCGGAAAGAGACGAAGAGAGACGCAAACUGGUGAACCUUUAUGAAAGCAGAAUCGAGGAAAUGCAUCGCAGACAUGUUGAUGAACUGCAGGAACUGAAGCAAAAGCAUAAUGAUAAGGUGGAAAGUUUACUGAAUCAAUUGGCUGAAAUAAACACACGUUAUUGCGAAGUGAGACCUUCUGUUGAUACCGCAGAAGCUCGAGCGCGUGAACUGGAGGCGGAAUUAGAGGCUGUGAAAGCGGAACUCGCUGAACAAAAGACUUUGUUAAGUGAACAAGAAGAAAGAAACAAACAAAUGUACCUGAAAAUGUAUGCCAAAGGUCAGGAGGCUGCACGUAUAGAACAAGCUGAUCAGAUACUUGAGCAUGCUCAUCAAACACCACCAAAGGUUACCGUUGCAGAACUACUUCAACAAUUAACAGUUACACAAGCAGAAUUAGAAAAUAUCAAGGACACAAGCUACUCGCCUGAACCUCACAUUUCAGCCGAUCGUAGCCACAGUUUAUUAAGUGCUCAGGAGGCUGUUUCUCUCUGGGUCCUUGGCACACGUAAGGCAAUGUAUCGACGCAUCGUAGAAGCAAGAAGUAAUCAAGGUGCCCUUGAUCCAGAGAUAACUUUACAGUUCCUAAAAUCAGCUAUCUAUUAUUUCCUAACUGACAAAGAAAAUCAUCAUGGUCAUCUGAAUGCUAUUGAAAGCAUCUUAGGAUUCAGUGAAGCUGAAAAGCACAAUAUUGAUAAAAUAUAUAGAUCAACAAGAAAGUAACACAUUCUGAUGCUUUUUCAUCAAUUAGUUUCAGUAAUCAGAUGAACUAUUAUUUACCACUAUUGCAAGAAAUCAGGUACGAAUCAUGUUUCAUUCACAUUCUAUCUAAAAUCAAUCCGUACAAAUUGGAAUUUGUAUGUCUGAUUAAUAUAACAACUCAUAGAACUGUUAUAUCCAUUUUUAUCGCGAAAAUUGUAGAAUUCUUAUUUCGAUUAUUUUUAACGAGCUUCUAGAUUGGUGCGGAAUAUAUAUUAGCAAUUAAAUAAAUUAAUGUAAUUGUUGAAUUACAAUUGAAAGGCUGAUAUUCUGUGUUUACCUAUUUCAUUAUUCUAAUUUUCACAUCAAAUAAUUAAGAUAUAUUUUCUUUAAGUAAAUGAUGGUCACUAAAAAUUAUUAACAGUUAGUUGGAUUAGAGAAAUUUUUGUACAAUUUAGUUUUUGUGCACUAAAUUUGCUUGCUUUUUUAAAUUCAUACAAUAGAUA